Lodderomyces parapsilosis is the source of this 3540-nucleotide messenger RNA. It is a transcript of the gene PYC2, whose product is annotated as pyruvate carboxylase 2. Gene Ontology annotation, biological process: pyruvate metabolic process; gluconeogenesis. Gene Ontology annotation, molecular function: ATP binding; pyruvate carboxylase activity; metal ion binding. NCBI's taxonomy places the organism in Eukaryota, Fungi, Ascomycota, Pichiomycetes, Serinales, Debaryomycetaceae. The transcript has a single exon. The record is from RefSeq and is a predicted model, not a curated record. Bases 1 to 3540 code for a protein of 1179 amino acids. Gene Ontology annotation, cellular component: cytoplasm.
AUGACAACCCUUCAACCAACUGCUACGCAGGAUGGUAAAAUCAAUCAAAUGAGAAGAGCCUCGUCAGUGUUGGGACCAAUGAAUAAAAUCUUGGUCGCCAAUAGAGGUGAAAUCCCCAUUAGAAUCUUUAGAACUGCUCACGAAUUGUCAAUGCAAACCGUUGCUAUUUACUCACACGAGGAUAGGUUAUCAAUGCAUAGAUUGAAAGCAGAUGAAUCGUAUGUUAUUGGUAAAAAGGGACAAUACUCUCCUGUUGGAGCUUAUUUACAAAUUGAUGAGAUUAUCGACAUUGCCAAACAACACAAUGUUAACAUGAUUCACCCAGGAUACGGAUUUCUUUCUGAAAAUAGUGAGUUUGCUAGAAAAGUUGAAGAAAAUGGAAUCUUGUGGGUAGGUCCAAGUUACAAAACAAUUGAUGCCGUUGGUGACAAAGUUAGUGCCAGAACAUUGGCAAUUGAAAACGAUGUUCCCGUUGUUCCAGGUACACCUGGUCCAAUUGAUGAUGUUACUGAUGCAAAGAAGUUUGUUGAAAAAUAUGGUUACCCUGUUAUAAUAAAGGCGGCAUUUGGUGGUGGUGGAAGAGGUAUGAGGGUGGUUCGUGAAGGUGAUGAUAUUGAAGAUGCUUUCAAAAGAGCCACCUCUGAGGCAAAGACUGCAUUUGGCAAUGGCACCUGUUUUAUUGAGAGGUUUUUAGACAAGCCAAAACAUAUUGAAGUUCAGUUGUUGGCUGAUAACUACGGUAAUGUCAUACACUUGUUUGAAAGAGAUUGUUCAGUGCAAAGAAGACAUCAAAAAGUUGUUGAAAUUGCUCCUGCUAAAAACUUGCCUAAAGAAGUUAGAGAUGCCAUUUUGACCGAUGCAGUCACUUUGGCCAAGAGCGCCAACUACAGAAACGCCGGUACUGCUGAGUUUUUGGUUGAUGAGCAAAACAGGCAUUAUUUUAUUGAAAUUAAUCCCAGAAUUCAAGUUGAACACACCAUCACCGAAGAAAUCACUGGGGUUGAUAUCGUUGCCGCUCAGAUCCAAAUAGCUGCUGGUGCCUCAUUACAACAAUUGGGAUUAUUGCAAGACAAAAUCACCACUAGAGGCUUUGCGAUUCAAUGUAGAAUAACCACAGAAGAUCCAGCCAAAAAUUUUCAGCCUGAUACUGGUAAAAUCGAGGUGUAUAAAUCAGCUGGUGGUAAUGGUGUCAGAUUAGAUGGUGGUAAUGGAUUUGCCGGUUCAGUCAUUUCCCCUCAUUAUGAUUCCAUGUUGGUCAAAUGUUCAUGUUCUGGUUCUACAUUUGAAAUUGCUCGUAGAAAAAUGUUGCGUGCUUUGAUUGAAUUUAGAAUUAGAGGAGUCAAAACAAACAUCCCAUUCCUUUUGGCACUUUUAACUAAUGACACUUUUAUCAAGGGUGAUUGCUGGACAACUUUUAUUGAUGAUACACCAUCAUUGUUUCAAAUGGUUAGCUCACAAAAUAGAGCCACUAAAUUGUUGUCGUAUUUGGCUGAUCUUUAUGUCAACGGAUCAUCAAUCAAGGGGCAAAUUGGCUAUCCUAAAUUGACCGACGAAGCAUUGAUUCCGGUAUUGCAUGAUCCAAAAACCGGAAUUCCAAUUGAAGUUGGCCAUACCCCACCACCACGUGGAUGGAGACAAGUUUUGUUGGAAGAAGGACCUGAUGCAUUUGCCAAAAAGGUUAGAGAGUUCAAUGGAACUUUGCUUACUGAUACAACUUGGAGAGAUGCUCAUCAAUCGUUGUUGGCUACUAGAGUAAGAACUAUUGACUUGUUAAAUAUUGCACCAACAACAGCUUUCGCUUUAAAUGGAGCUUUCUCACUCGAAUGCUGGGGUGGUGCUACUUUUGACGUUUGUAUGAGAUUCCUUUAUGAGGAUCCAUGGGAUAGAUUAAGAAAAUUGAGAGCUUUGGUGCCAAAUAUCCCAUUCCAAAUGUUGUUGAGGGGUGCUAAUGGUGUUGCUUACUCCUCAUUACCAGAUAACGCAAUUGACCAAUUUGUAAAAGAGGCUAAAGAAAAUGGAGUUGAUAUCUUUAGAGUUUUUGAUGCAUUGAAUGACUUGGAGCAAUUGAAGGUGGGUAUUGAUGCAGUUAAGAAAGCUGGUGGUGUAGUUGAGGCUACUGUAUGUUACUCUGGUGACAUGUUGAAACCUGGGAAGAAAUACAAUUUGGAGUAUUAUUUGUCAGUCGUUGACGAAAUUGUCAAGAUGGGUACUCAUUUCUUGGGUAUUAAAGAUAUGGCUGGUACUUUGAAACCAGCAGCAGCAAGACUCUUGGUGGGAGAAAUCAGAAAGCGUUACCCUGAAUUGCCAAUCCAUGUACACACACAUGACUCCGCUGGUACAGGUGUUGCUUCAAUGACGGAAUGUGCUAAAGCAGGUGCUGAUGUUGUUGAUGCAGCCUCAAACUCAAUGUCAGGAUUAACAUCACAACCAUCAAUCAGUGCCAUCUUGGCAUCAUUUGAGGGAUCUAUUAAUACCGGAUUAUCUGAAUCAUUGGUUAGGGAGUUGGAUACUUACUGGGCCCAAAUGAGAUUGCUCUAUUCCUGUUUUGAAGCUGAUUUGAAAGGGCCAGAUCCAGAGGUUUACUCACACGAAAUUCCUGGUGGCCAAUUGACCAAUUUAUUAUUCCAAGCUCAACAAUUGGGAUUGGGUGAAAAGUGGUUACAAACCAAAGAAACUUACAAAAUUGCCAAUAAGAUUCUUGGCGAUUUAGUUAAGGUCACGCCAACAUCAAAAGUAGUGGGAGAUUUAGCGCAGUUUAUGGUGAGCAACUCAUUAACUGAAGAAGAUGUCAAUCGUCUUGCUUCUGAAUUGGAUUUCCCAGACUCGGUUCUCGAUUUCAUGGAAGGACUCAUGGGCAAACCCUAUGGUGGGUUCCCUGAACCUUUGCGUACAAACAUCUUGGGCAACAAGCGUCAAAAAUUGGACAAGCGUCCCGGAUUGUACUUGAAACCAGUUGAUUUUGCCGCCAUUAGAAAAGAAUUGACUUCAAGGUACGGUUCCCAAAUUGAUGAAACGGACGUUGCUUCAUAUGUAAUGUAUCCAAAAGUUUUUGAAGCUUUUAGGAAACAAGUUGAAAAAUACGGCGAUUUAAGUGUAUUGCCAACGAGGUUUUUCCUCAAGCCAGCAAAUAUUGGUGAAGAAAUUGUCGUUGAUAUUGAAAAGGGUAAAACUUUGAUUAUUAAAUUGUUGGCCGUGGGUGAAAUUUCCGAAAAGACUGGUACUCGUGAAGUGUUUUUCGAAUUGAAUGGUGAAAUGAGAUCGGUUUCAGUUGAAGAUAAUACGGUGUCAGUGGAGACCAAAACUAGACCUAAAGCAUCUGCUCCUAAUGAUGUUGGUGCGCCAAUGGCUGGUGUUGUUAUUGAAGUUAGAACCCACAAGCAUCAAGAAGUCAAGAAGGGUGAUCCCAUUGCCGUCUUGUCUGCUAUGAAGAUGGAGAUGGUUAUUAGUGCUCCGGUUAGUGGUGUUGUGGAUGAUUUAUUGGUGAGAGAAGGUGAUUCCGUCGAUGCUAAUGAUUUGAUUACAAGUAUCUUGAAAGCCUAG